AUGAUUAAACAACAGCAACCACAGCAACUUAAGGCACAGACCAUUACAUACGCCAUAUAUGCAUAUAAUUCAAAGACGGCAGAACAAACGCAAAUGUUGAAAUAUGGAGAUUUGGAGAUAGUAUUGAAAAAUGACCAUUUCGAAUUCGUUUGCAAAGGUGGUGCAGUGAUAUCAAAUAUAAAAGAAAUUUUAUUUAUGAAUUCAAAAAUUAAAGGAAUAACGGAUGAUAUAACAUCAAUUCCACCAGAAGAACAAAGAUAUUACGCAUUAAAUGCAUUUCCUAAAGUUUUGAAGAUUGGAAGAUUUAAUUUAAAUGAGGAAUUCAUAAAAGGUUUCCUAAAUGACAUAAUGAAGAAGGCAGAUAAGGAAUAUGUGGUUAGUGAGUUAGAGAAGAAAGCAGAUAAGGAAUAUGUGGUUAGUGAGUUAAUGAAGAAGGCAGAUAAGGAAUAUGUUAAUGAAAAAGAUAAUGAAAUUAUAGAAAGGGUUGAAUGGUAUCAUGAAUGGACAUCAAAGAUUUUAAAAACUAAAGCCGAUACAGGAUGGGUUUCAGGAUGUUUAGACCUUAAAGCAGAUAAAACUUAUGUUAACAAUGAGUUAAUGAAGAAGGCAGAUAAGGAAUAUGUGGAUGAAAUAUACCAAAGUUUGAUAGGAACAACUAAAAAUAUUGAAACUAUUGUUGGUGACUUUUCUGUCAAUGAAGAAAAUAAAUAUUUUAGAUGGCAGUUUGUACAGUCCUUAAGAAAUGGUAUGCGGUGUAAACUCAUUCCGAAAAAUAACAAUGAAAUGUAUGUAAGCUAUAUAAAGAAUGAUGGUACACAAGUUAAAGUUCCAUUAGACAACAACUGUUACUUAAACUUAUAUGGAGACGAACAAAAGAAAUAUUUAAGAGUUUAUGAAAUGACAGAUAUGACAUUGUCUAACCUAGCUCCAGCACCAUAUUAUUAUGACUAUGGAGAUGAUGUCAGAACACCACAUGUAGAUGAACAAAAGCUAACAUUAUAUUUAGAUUAUUAUAGAUAUAAAAGAUAUAAUGCAAUAGAAAAAACAAGAAUAGUAUAUUAUUAUAUAGAUGACAAAAAUAAAUAUUAUAGUCAAGAUUUUACCUACCCUGAAAACAUAAGAUUAUAUUAUAAAAAAUAUUCCGACACAAACCAGAAGAAACCUGAAAUAGUUGCACUAUAUUUUAAGUUCAAAAUAGACAAUCCUAUAUUAUCUCAUAUGUUUGAUUUAAUGAACCCAGUAGGUUCUAUUUAUACAUCUAUGGAUGCAAGAGGUCCUCAAGUAAUGUUUGGUGUUGGUGCAUGGGAACAAAUAGUUGACAGGUUUUUGUAUUGUGCAAACUCUUCAAAGGAAAUGGGUGGAAGUAAAACGAUUACAGGUGAAAAUUUACCUGCACAUAGUCACUACAUAGAUUUAAGUACAUCUCAAGCGGGUUGGCAUAAGCAUAGAUAUUGGGAUUGGUCAGGAAUGAUAAAAGGUAAAGGAUAUGAUGUUAAAGACAACGUUAAGUUUGCUAUAGAUUGUUACUGGAGUAACACUGAGGGAGGAGGAAACCAUACACAUCGCGUUUCAGGAUAUACACAAACAACGGGACAAAGUAAAGAUUACAUGCCGCCAUUUAUGACAGUUUACGCAUGGUAUAGGGUUCAAUGA
Molecule: messenger RNA, 1653 nt
Organism: Trichomonas vaginalis G3
Lineage: Eukaryota; Parabasalia; Trichomonadida; Trichomonadidae
Product: phage tail repeat-like family
Exons: 1
Coding region: 1-1653 (550 amino acids)
Source: RefSeq, a predicted model, not a curated record